GCAGGAAUCGGACAACGUGUUGUUGUUGAUGAAUGGUUCGGGCUGCUCAAAAAUGCUCUCAUGUAACACUCACAAAUUUAUUAAUGUAACUAGGAGUGUAAAUUUAAGAGUAGUUCACUGCCAGAACUGACACUGCCCGGUGUAAGGUUUUCCACAUAAGCUGACAGGUAAGGUUGAUGGAGCCGUGCUGAGGUGAGCUUGCCGGGGCAAGUCUUUCCUCUCUUCGAACUCCUAAAUAACCUAACCUCACCAAGUAUAACCUCACCAAGUCUAACCUCACCGAGUCUAACCUCACCAAGUCUAACCUCACCAAGUCUAACUCCCUAGUACCAGCAUUGGUGACAAAAGCAACAUUAAAAUGUUGGGUUUCUUUAGACCUAUAUAUAGGUCAAGUCAUUUGUGUACUCAACAGUUUCUGUCCCUGCGGGCAUUUAGAGCUGUAGGGACAAGGGCGGCCUUAUCACCAUCUCUCGUUCAUCCCAGGGUAUGCUGCCGCAACCUUCACACAACUUGCAGCAUUCAACAGAGCUCAGGAAGGGAUCCUCCACAAACAAGAAUGAAAGUAUUUUAUAUCCCAAAUCCUUUUAAGUGGCUCCAUAAUCACAUGGAAAUUGCCACACUUAAAAGGGAAUGGGAUCCAAGUUUUGAUUUAGUUUCUUUCAAGUUUGGAGCUGGACAGGCUGUUUGUACUGUGACAGAACUUGUCAGCAGACGUGACUGGGGAGAGCUCUGUGGACUUCUGACACAGAAAGCCAUUGAUAAAAUCAGAAGAACAAAGUGGACUAGUGACCAGGUCAACAACCUUGUUCUGUCUGCUGCAAAUAUUCAAGUUAUACAGCUGAACAAUGUAUCCCUGCAAAAGAUUGUUGGUUUCACAGAGAAUAUACUGAAGGCAAGCUCCCUGAAUGGACUAUUACUGUAUUUAGGCUCCAAAAUUUUCAAGCUAUUCAAAGAAGAGAUAAUGCCUAAGAUACUUUCUCUUGGGAUGAAGUUAUAUUUAUGUAUAUGUACUGUAUUUAGUACAUAUAUCAACAUAUUAGUUUCGUACUCCGACAAUAAACAUUUCGAUGACACUAAAAUGAGUCGUCUCAUAUUACCAAAAAUCACUUUUAAUUAGUACUGUAUUUUUUAUAUUUUUUUUUUUUAACCGCAGUGCAUGAAUUAAGUUAUCAGGGGACUAUCCAGACAUAAAAACUAGUCAAUUACUUGCCACUCAAAAUAAUAAUUACUGUACUCAGUUUGUGAAUAUUUUCAUUAUUUUUUGCAGUUAAAUGUUAUGCUCAUUUUCUUUUCACUCUCAUAUAGACCAGUGAUGUGCACACAUUUCCAUAGUUUUUAUUUUUAUGUAGCUUGUAUACUUUUUACGUUUUCUCAAUUUUUGAGGUAUAAACAUUUUAGCCAUAGUUUAGCAGGAUCCCUGAGAUGCCCAGAAUGUUUAAGGUCAGGAAUGUACCAAUAGGCUGGAAUGUUAGUGAUAAAAUAUACUGUAUAUAUUUUGAUUCUGUUUAUAAUAACACAAACAAAUAAGAAUAUUUUAUUAGUCUAUCUGAAAUUCUUUUGCCAUUAUUAAGAACGUUAUCAAUACACAGAGAAAUCACAUUAUUGUGAUAUAUCAGUGAGAAAAUCCACAAGAGGAUGAGAAUUUUGUGGCGUAGUUGACUAGAGCGUGCAUCUGGGAACACCCCAGCGCAUAUGUUCGAAUCCUCAUCAUGGCUCCUGUGGAUUAUCUCAACUUCAUCAAUACUAAUUAUAAUUUUGAUUACAAAUAAAGAAAUUUGGAGAAUUUUAUAAUGCUAAUUUUUGUUUAAUACAUGUUUUUACUUUUAAACUGUUCAGGAUA
This is a messenger RNA of Procambarus clarkii (red swamp crayfish), 1840 nucleotides long. RefSeq names its product m-AAA protease-interacting protein 1, mitochondrial. Gene Ontology annotation, cellular component: mitochondrial inner membrane. Gene Ontology annotation, molecular function: ribosome binding. The record is from RefSeq and is a predicted model, not a curated record. Lineage: Eukaryota; Metazoa; Arthropoda; Malacostraca; Decapoda; Cambaridae. Gene Ontology annotation, biological process: protein insertion into mitochondrial inner membrane from matrix.